This is a messenger RNA of Cercospora beticola, 2142 nucleotides long. Its product is annotated as HET domain-containing protein. Lineage: Eukaryota; Fungi; Ascomycota; Dothideomycetes; Mycosphaerellales; Mycosphaerellaceae. The record is from RefSeq and is a predicted model, not a curated record.
AUGGAUGACCAGUCUGCACGAUUACCAGUCACAGGAAAUGCUCCUGCUACUGGACCUCGAGCCUCGGAAGGCCUCUCUGUGACUGCCCCCAGCGAAGCUCCAACGCCUCAUGGAUUGUACAAUUACAAGCCACUGGCUCAGGACAACAGCAACAUACGAGUCUUGAUAGUCAACCCAGGGAAGUUUGACGAUGAAAUCCAGAUACAGCUGAUGACCGUGCCGUUCAAUGGCCCCAAGCGCAAGUUGCCCUACGAGGCAUUGUCCUAUACAUGGGGCAGUCCGGAAGACCCCCAAGUCGUCCAAGUCAAGCUCAAAGACGCUUUUCAACUGAUCACAGUGACUCGCAACUGCCUAGAAGCUAUCAGAUAUCUACGCCGCAAUGAUAAACCAAGGAUGGUCUGGAUAGAUGCGAUCUGCAUUAACCAAGCUGACCUCGAUGAGCGGGCUCGACAAGUUGCGAUCAUGAGAGAUAUCUAUGCCAGAGCCUUGCGAGUCGUAGUCUGGAUUGGACCAGCAUCGAGCGAUAGUGGCCUGGCUUUCAGAUGGAUUGAAUUAGUUCGCCGCGAGGUUUGGUAUGAUGUAACAACAAUGGAGCUGCAUCCUGUCACGAGCGAUUCCCGACGGGCCGACAUGAAGGAGGUCCUGGCUAGUGAGGCCGAGCUGGAAGCAUUUACCAAUCUGAUUGAACGGCCAUACUUCGAGCGUCUGUGGGUGUGGCAAGAAGUCCGGAUGGGUGGACAAAACGUGAAGCUUCAGUGCGGCAACGAAGAAACAACAUUCGCAUCACUUAUGAACAUCGUGAACUACUGCUGUCGCAAGUUGGUGAAGGGAGACAUAGGUGUGCGCCGACUGACUGCCCGUGGCAACUUCAUACGCUUGCUUCCCUUGGCUGGGCAGUUUUCCAGCCUUGACGCGAUCAACACGAUGCGAAUCUGCCAAUGUGCGGACCCCCGGGAUCGAAUAUACACUGCUCAAGCGUUCGCUCCUGGCUCUGCGGCCCUUCAGCUUGCAAUCGAUUACAGACGGGCAAUAUGGGAAGUCUACACCGAGUAUACUCUUCGCCAUCUCGUUUCGGUCAAGGACUUGGAUUUCUUGCUCUACGUUGGCGACGACGUGCCUCAUGAAAACGGAGUCUUGAUAGACGACCUCCCGUCCUGGGUGCCUGAUUGGUCCAGACAGAAUACAGCAGAGCGAUUGGCGCUGAGCUUUGCGAGCGGCACCUCAGCAGCCUCCAUUGUUAGGCUUUCUCCAGAUGAGCGGCGAUUGACUGUUCGUGGAGUUCAUGUUGGGAAAGUCGCCAAGACACACCCCAUUGGAGUCAACUUACUCACCCACAAAAACUCAAACGUGUUUCGCAGGACUCUUCAUGAUGUACUCGAAGCUGCACUGCCAAAGGAGCUGAAAUUACAAUCAGUCAUCCCUCCGAAUGCCGAUCCGAAGAUAUGGCCGCAGGGCACAGACCGCAGUCUUUUCCUUCAGCUGGUUCGAGUACUGACCACCGACUCGUACGCUGAACAUUAUGUUCCCAAUUCUAGCCGUCCGACAUUUAAACAAGUCGAAAGGUUCGUUAUCGAAGCACUUUGGAACAUUGGCCCCGAAAUCGUGAGCUUGGAAACAGCGUAUGUGAUCAAAUCGUUCUACAACUGCCGUGGUCGAUCUUUGUUCACUACUGGCGACGGGCAGCUCGGCUUGGGACCACACAAUAUGCAAGAGGGGGACUGCAUGGCUGUACUGCUUGGCUGCCCCGCCGUCAUGAUUCUUAGACCACAGGCUGAUACUAACGACAACACCUACGAGGUAAUCGGCAACGCCGUCUGUACCGGCUUGAUGGACGGCGAGGCACUCUUGGGCCCUUUACCAGAGCAGUACGAGACUGUCAAUGUCUUGAAUGCGUCUUCCGGAGCUUAUCGCCCUGCUUUCCGGGACAAACCAACAGGUGAAGUCAUCUAUGAGGACCCUAGGCUCCCGCCACUGUCGCCAACGUGGAAGAACGUCACAGCGCAGACUAAUAAUGAAGAUGCGCCGUUGUGUUGGCGCAACCAGGAAACGAACGAAUGGCGACAUUAUUUGCGAGAUCCGAGACUUGAUGCUGAUGCACUGACAGGUCGCGGCUGUAACUUGCAGGAGUUUUGUCUUGUAUGA